CAGAGCCGCCGCUGGGCCUCACAUGCGGUUCCCAGCCGAGCCGGCCGGGAGUAGCAGCGGCGCCGCGCGCGCUCCCCGCACCCCCCCGCCCGCACUAUCCGCGCGCCCGGCGGCCGCAGGCGCGGGGCAGAUGAAGUACAUCCUGGUCACGGGCGGCGUGAUCUCGGGCAUCGGCAAGGGGAUCAUCGCCAGCAGCAUCGGCACCAUCCUCAAGUCCUGCGGGCUGCAUGUCACCUCCAUCAAGAUCGACCCCUACAUCAACAUCGACGCCGGCACCUUCUCGCCGUACGAGCACGGAGAGGUGUUUGUGCUGGAUGAUGGAGGGGAGGUGGACCUGGACCUCGGGAACUACGAGCGCUUCCUCGAUAUCCGCCUCACCAAAGACAACAACCUGACCACGGGGAAGAUCUACCAGUAUGUCAUUAACAAGGAGAGGAAGGGAGAUUAUCUUGGCAAAACGGUCCAAGUUGUUCCCCACAUCACAGAUGCCAUACAGGAAUGGGUAAUGAGGCAGGCACGGAUUCCUGUGGAUGAAGAUGGCAUUGAACCCCAAGUUUGUGUGAUUGAGCUCGGGGGCACCGUGGGUGACAUCGAGAGCAUGCCUUUCAUCGAGGCCUUCCGCCAGUUCCAGUUCAAAGCCAAAAGAGAGAAUUUCUGUAACAUUCACGUCAGUCUGGUUCCCCAGCCAAGCUCGACAGGGGAGCAGAAGACCAAACCCACCCAGAACAGUGUUCGUGAGCUCAGAGGUCUCGGGCUCUCUCCAGAUCUGAUUGUUUGCAGGUGCUCCACUCCACUGGAUACCUCAGUAAAAGAAAAGAUUUCCAUGUUCUGUCAUGUUGAACCAGAACAGGUCAUUUGUGUUCAUGAUGUCUCCUCCAUCUACCGGGUUCCUCUGCUGCUGGAGGAGCAGGGAGUUGUGGAUUACUUCAGGCACAGGCUGGACCUUCCCAUCGAGAGGCAGCCCAGGAGGAUGCUCAUGAAGUGGAAGGAGAUGGCUGACAGGUAUGACCGUCUGCUUGAAACAUGUUCCAUUGCACUGGUGGGCAAAUACACCAAGUUUUCUGACUCCUAUGCAUCUGUCAUCAAAGCCCUGGAGCACUCUGCCCUGGCCAUCAACCACAAACUUGACAUUAAGUACAUUGACUCUGCUGACUUGGAGCCAGACACUCUGCAGGAGGAGCCUGUCAGGUACCACGAGGCGUGGCAGAAGCUCUGUGGUGCUGAUGGAGUUCUGGUUCCUGGUGGAUUUGGUGUUCGAGGGACAGAAGGCAAAAUUCAAGCUAUUUCCUGGGCAAGGAAACAGAAAAAACCCUUUUUAGGAGUCUGUUUGGGAAUGCAGUUGGCAGUGGUGGAGUUUGCUCGCAGUGUCCUUGGUUGGCAAGAUGCAAACUCAACAGAGUUUGACCCCAAAACUUCUCAUCCAGUGGUCAUAGACAUGCCAGAACAUAAUCCUGGUCAAAUGGGUGGGACAAUGAGGCUUGGCAAGAGGAGGACACUUUUCCAAACUAAGAAUUCAAUCAUGAGGAAGCUGUAUGGAGAUCAUGAUUUCUUGGAAGAGAGACACAGACACAGAUUUGAGGUCAAUCCAGAACUGAAAAAGUGUUUUGAAGAGCAAGGUCUGAAGUUUGUGGGGCAGGAUGAGGAGGGAGAGCGGAUGGAAGUGGUUGAGCUGGAAGAGCAUCCUUUCUUUGUUGGUGUUCAGUAUCACCCCGAGUUCCUCUCCAGGCCCAUCAAGCCAUCACCCCCAUACUUUGGGCUCCUCCUGGCAUCUGCAGGGAGACUCACCCACUACCUGCAGAAGGGCUGCAGGCUCUCCCCCAGGGACACUUACAGUGACCGGAGUGGCAGCAGCUCUCCUGACCUGGAGAUAACAGAGCUGAAGUUCCCUUCAGCAAAUCAUGACUGAUUCCUGGUGUGUCCUUGCUGCAGAGAGGAGUCUCCAUUAGGUUUUCCAGGUGUUCUUACAGCAGUAGCUUCAACACCCUCAGCUUUGGGCUUUCCUAACUUAUGGGUUUAUAAUUUUUGUUCUGAGAUCCUGUCCCUUAUUUCCUCAGCUCUUCCUUUAUUUUCUCUAUAGAUCUUGGUUAUUUGUGGAGGAGAGUUCACAGAGGCCCCUCCCAACUUCCUUCAGUUGCACCAGCUUGGAGGUCGAAGCAAACUGGGGUGUGGGAUUUGCUGUGUUGAGGGGAAUCCCAUGGCACACGUCCUUCCCAGUGCAGGGUGCCUUGGACACAGUGGAGCUGCUUUCUCCAGUCUUUCUGCUCCCUCCUCAGGCUUUACUUACUGGUGGAAUUAUGGGUGGCACAAGAUUUUGGGGGCUGGCUUAGUGUCUGUGCUGCAGAGAGGGCUCUGGGCAGCUUCAUGCAGCCUUUUUGGUUUGGUUUUUUUUUUUUUUUUUCAGGGAAAAGGGAAGGGGAUGAUUUUUGGUUUGUUUCUGUUUUCUCAGUAGCAUUUGCAAACCUUUGGCAUUGGUGCUCUUGGUGCAUUCAUUGUCACUAUGAAUUUGUAACCAGGAAGAUCUUCCUGGAGCAGUGUUACCCUGGAACACGCUCAGCUCUGGCUGAGUGUCACUGCAGGGAUGUGAUUAACUGGGAUCAGGUGGGGUGGCAGGAGAACAAAGUGCCAGGGCAGCCCUGACCCCAGGGGUCCGUGUGAGCCCUCCUGUGCUCCUGGAGCUGCUCCUGGGCUGGGAAACUCCGACCCCUUGCAUCAAGGGGGAGGUGAGAACAGAGUGAACCACUGAACCACUUCCACUGCUGCCUUGACCUGUGUCCCUGGCCUGGGACACAGCAGCUCCUGGUGCUUUUUCGUGGAUUUGAAGCGGAGCCUUUUGUUGCCUUUUUGUCCACGCUGGAGCCGUGUCUGGGCUCCUGCAAUGGGAGCCUUCCUCCUCCAAGGGCUGUUCUGAGCGAGGGCUCAGCUCCCUUCAGUGCUGCUGCCUCGGGCGGUGGCUGCUGCUGUCCAGCUGAGCGGUGCUGAGGGGCUGAGCUGUCUCGGUUCCCUGCCUGCUGCAGCCAUGAACAACCCCUGUGUGGCCUUGGAGGGGGAAGGAAGGAAGGAAAGUGUCUCCCUUGUCUGGUGUUGCACGCUCAGACUUCAGCAGCUCCGUGGAUUUUGGGAGAGCUGCAUGGUCACACCUGGCUGAGCCACAAAACUAAACCCUGUCCCUCCCCAGCCCCCCUUGCUUUAGUCCUCAGUUGUUUUAAAUAUUCCCCGUAAAGCUGCUGUGAGCCCGGAGAGCUUGGAGCAUUCCUGAUGUGCCAGUUCCAGCUGCUGUGCAGGAAUUCUCCAGUUGCAGUGCUCUGCUGCUGCCCAGUCCUGCCCUGGCCUGGCUGUCCUGGGGCACGGUGAGAUCCUCUCUCAGCUGCAGCACAACUGUGUUUUUUUCCUCCUGAAAUGUUUGUUUUGGCCAAAACAGUGCAACUGACUCGGUCAUUAAAUGCUCAUUUGUAACAAACUGA
Messenger RNA from Taeniopygia guttata (zebra finch), 3461 nucleotides. It is a transcript of the gene CTPS1, whose product is annotated as CTP synthase 1. Gene Ontology annotation, biological process: CTP biosynthetic process; pyrimidine nucleobase biosynthetic process. The record is from RefSeq and is a predicted model, not a curated record. Gene Ontology annotation, molecular function: CTP synthase activity; identical protein binding. NCBI's taxonomy places the organism in Eukaryota, Metazoa, Chordata, Aves, Passeriformes, Estrildidae. Gene Ontology annotation, cellular component: cytoplasm; cytoophidium.